UGUAUCUUCCUGUAAGCAGCUAAAGAUCUUUGUUUGUUUAGACCUCCUCUUUCUCUUUUUCUCCUGUCCUGGUCUCCUAGUCAUGGCUGAAACUGAUGGCAAACCUCGUGUAUUAGUAACUGGAGGCGUUGGAUUUGUGGGUAGGAAUUUCGUCCAGUUUCUUGUUGAGAACAAUUUAGCUUCAAAGAUAAGAGUCAUUGAUAAAGUCCCGCCAAGCACUGGCUGGUUGAAUGAUAAACACAAGGAAAUAUUCAAAUCUGUUGAUUUCUGUCAGGCUAAUCUUUCCAAUCCUUCAUCCUGUCAGAGGUUGUUCAAGGAUUCAAACGGUCUUGGGUUCGAUUAUGUUUUUAAUUUAGCAGCUGAAACUAAAUACGGACAGACAGAGGAGGUGUACAAGGAGCUGGUUUAUAAUGUCAGUGUUAAUUGCGCCAGAGAAGCAGCUGCCACUGGAGUCAAGAGAUUUAUUGAAGUAUCUACUGCUCAAGUCUACAACAGUGACAAGGGAAUCAGCUCUGAGGAUAGUAAAGUUGAUCCGUGGACAUUAAUCGGAAAACAUAAACUGGAGGCAGAGAAAUCCCUAGCUACUAUACCAGAUUUGAAGUAUGUAAUACUGAGACCAGCCAUAGUCUAUGGGAUUGGAGACAAAUAUGGAAUAACUCCUAGACUGAUAAUUGGUGCUGUUUAUAGACAGCUUAAAGAAAAAAUGGAGCUGCUCUGGACCAAAGACUUGAGAAUGGACACUGUCCAUGUUCAUGACUUGAGUAGAGCAAUGUGGCACAUUAAGGACACUGGGGCCAAUGGAGAGAUAUAUAAUGUGGUGGAUCAAGGACACUCAACUCAAGGAAGUAUAUCAGAAUUAGUAUCGACCAUAUUUGGUAUCCGAUACGGUUACCAUGGUACCGUCCUGUCUAACCUGGCGAGACUGAACAUGACUGAUGUGGUUGAUGGUUCCAAUGAGAAGCACCUGGGCCCAUGGUCUGAGGCUUGCAAUGAAUGCGGUAUCGUUAAUACUCCUCUCACACCUUACCUGGAUAAGGAGCUCCUCUACAAUAAACAUCUUCACAUCAAUGGAUCAAAGCUGGAAAAAACUGGAUUCACCUUUGAACAUCCAAAGAUGACAGCUGAAGGAUUGAAACAAGUUGUUGAUGAUUAUGUUGGUUCUGGUCUGUUCCCCCCAUCUCUAGCAGCAGCAGCAGCAUCCAGUGAAGACUAGUUAUUAAUAGUUAUGAACUGGUUAUUAAUAGUUAUUAAACAUCAUUAUUAGUUUUCAUUAUUUUUAAUUCAUGGUCUGUCAUUUUUGUAGUAUUCAAAUGUUAAAUGAAGAGAGUACAUCAAUAUCAUGUUUCAAUA
Messenger RNA from Amphimedon queenslandica, 1350 nucleotides. Its product is annotated as probable dTDP-glucose 4,6-dehydratase. The record is from RefSeq and is a predicted model, not a curated record. NCBI's taxonomy places the organism in Eukaryota, Metazoa, Porifera, Demospongiae, Haplosclerida, Niphatidae. The transcript is spliced from 11 exons. The coding region runs from base 83 to 1213 and encodes 376 amino acids.